Laccaria bicolor S238N-H82 is the source of this 1679-nucleotide messenger RNA. RefSeq lists its product as uncharacterized. The record is from RefSeq and is a predicted model, not a curated record. The coding region runs from base 646 to 1560 and encodes 304 amino acids. The transcript is spliced from 2 exons. NCBI's taxonomy places the organism in Eukaryota, Fungi, Basidiomycota, Agaricomycetes, Agaricales, Hydnangiaceae.
GUUUUCACUGGAGUAAUCGCAAAGGGACACUGGGAACGAUUUGAUUACUACGCUCGCCGCAUCAAAUUUCUCACUGCAUUAGCACCUCGGCCUGGCAAUAGUAGCAUUACGGUGUCGGAUUAUGUUUACCUGCGUAUCGCGCAGGUUCGGCCGUCACAUUCAUCCUCUCCACUUUUUCCCGCACUGCAACGCCUUUGCAUUCCCGACAUUCUUAAGCCUCCCAGCAGUGGUAUAUUCGGCGGUCCUAGCAUUGGUUUACCCCCUCCUAACAUUGGUUUAUCUGCUGCAUUUCUCGUGUCCUCUCCAUCGCUGGAAUCUGUGGAGCUACAUUCCCAGGCAACAUCUGAUCCACAGUUUUUUGCAUCAUACCUCUCAUUUUUAGUUGCUGAAUUAGCCCCCACACUUCGAUGCCUAAUUCUUCAUGGCAAUCUUGGCACGGAAUCGUUGACGCUCUUAAAGCACUUACGCAAUAUUCGUACAUUGGAGAUUCGUUUCCCUGAGCUAACCUCCUCUCCUGACUCUUUGUUUGGCACGCUCGCAAGUCUCGAAUAUCUAUCGGACCUUACGAUCGAUUAUGCCCCACCGGUGGGGCAUAGGGCCCUACCCUUGACCUCACCAUCUCGUAAAAGUAAACGCGGCAAAGGAAUGGGAGUAGCAAGAGCCACAGACGGAGUACCAUUGUUGAAGCUCGACCAUCUCAACAAUUUACAGAUCACAGGAAGUCCAACUGCUCUCUGCCAUGUUCUCAGCCAGCUUCGUGCACUCAGGCUGAAGUCUAUGGUCAUAAAGAUUCGAGUUGAGAAAACCAGUGGAUUCCAUGGUUCCACGUCCGAGUUGGACUCGGAAUGCUUCAAGGGCAUUGCUCAUUCGCCAUCAAUAUCGUCAAUUCAUAUCGCCGAAACCGAAAGUUCUUUUGUUGCUCUCACCAUCGCUGAUAUUCGCCCGAUUUUAACACUGUCACAACUCGAAGAAUUGGAUAUCAGCGUUUAUUCAAUGACCGGUGGAGAUGAGGUGAUUCAAGAAAUAUCAUCCAAUCUCCCCAUUUUAAAAACACUCAUCUUACCUCCAAUUCCUUCGAGUCAGAACCAAUCUAGGUUCUUCGGGAAAAAUCCUACUUUCCAUUCCCUCGAUAUCUUGGCUUGCAACUGUCCCGAUCUCAUUCAGCUCAAGCUUGCCAUCGAUCUACUAGCUAAUCUGCCACCAUCCCACAAUAAUAUUGCUGCAGUUCGGCAACGCUCCCACCCUCUGAAGGCACUCUACAUUGGAGAUGCCAAGCCUAGCGCGCAGCCUUUAACGAUGACACAACUCAUCGUCAUUUCCCGGUAUAUUGAUCAGAUCUUUUCCAACCUUGAAUUUGUUGGUCAUCAUGGAUCUGGGGACAAGUUUACGGAGGUAGACGAAAUUAGGAGCGCUUUCCAGGCCAAUCGACGCGACAUCCGCGAGAGUUUAGUUGAGAAGACUCCCCAACUCUCCUAUGUCUCUAAAGCGACCCAAACUAUAUAUAUGCCCGUGGCCGGGGGUACCGAUUUCACACACGAAGCGCCGCAUUUGAAGUCUUAGGGAAUGCAUGUCAAGGACAUCCACAGUCGCUGUCUUUUUAUUUCUCAUUUUAUUUCUCGUCAUUUCUUGCGUCACAAGUAUAUACCCAUAUGAAACUAGAAUGAACGGACAAGUAAAUU